CCUGCGACCAGGGCGGGCUGAUUCCCCGAAACAACCUCUUCAAUUGGCCAUCGUCCCAACCAGGCCCCCAAAGCCCCCAAGUGUCUUAGACCCAACAGCUCAGACGCAGACGGCACAGAAACAUGCGGCAUGCUUUGCUGUGCCACCCCAACGGGCACAAGGAGCACUUGGCCCCCCCUCCUCCCCGCUUAAAUGUCCUGGGGGUCACCUGAGAACUUACUUGAUCUGUUCCUUCGGUUUUACACCAGACCGAACUGGACCAGGUAGGACGCCGAACUCUGAUCCACCAUGGCCACCGACGCGAGAGAUGUAGAGGAGAACCUGAAGCUUGACGAGAACCUCCUUGCCGCCCUCCCAGAAGGCGGCGAGGUGGUUUCGGUCAAGCCGUCAGGGAUGAGCGACUACUGCAACACCUACCGUAUCGAGGUGAAGAUGCCGGAUGGCAGCUCCCAGGUCUUUUUUGAAAAGGAAGGAUCGGGCGAGAGUGGCCGAGGAUGCGUGGAAUCGGCUUGGAGGUCCGAGUCUGCUGCCUACGAGUUCAUUCCUGAGCAUGUUCCGCGUCCAGUCGCCACGGGUACCUACAAGUCUCAGCAGGAAAAGUAUUUCUUCCUCGCCGAAUUUAUCGACAUGAUCGAGGACGACAUUCCCCGUGAGGAUUCCUACAUGGCCGCUAUUGCCGCGCUUCACAGUCGUAGCAUGGGCAAGUCGCCAACAGGCAAUUUCGGAUUUCCCGUCAACACGCGCUUCGGCGACCUCGAGCAGGACAACACCUGGUCGGCGAGCUGGGAGGAGUUUUGGACGAGGCAGAUGAAGGACUUCCUCGAUAAGGAAGAUGCUGCCCACGAUGGGGAACCACACGAGGAGCUUGACCGGCUGCGUCCGCUAUUCUUCGACAAGGUAUUGCCUCGAUACUUGCGUCCACUCGAGAGCGACGGCCGUUCGGUAAAGCCGUGCUUGAUCCAUGCCGACCUCUGGCCGGGAAAUGUCAAGUACAAGAGCGACGGCGAGACGGCGUGCGUCUAUGAUGCCUGUGCCAUGUGGGCUCAUAACGAAGUCGACCUCGGCGUUUUUCGCAACCCGAGAUACCCGCUCGGCAAACCGUACCUGAAAGAGUACUGGAGGCGCGUUCCGAUUUCGGAGCCCGAGGAAGACGCUGACAGCCGGAACACCCUUUACAUGCUCAGGGGCCAGAUCUUGCUGUCCAUUCUGUACCCCCACGACCCAAAGCUGCGGGAGAUUUUCGUGAGCAACAUGCGCCUCUUGGUGGAGCGGGUACAAGAGGAGCAGGCUGCCCCAGUGCAGUUCCGGCUGUAGAUUUGUUUUCUUGGUGGCUGGCGCUCAGUCGUGCUUCAAGUGCCUAAAGCGACGAGGUGUUCAAGGGUGACCGGAUGGAGUAUAUCUAAU
Chaetomium fimeti is the source of this 1404-nucleotide messenger RNA. RefSeq names its product Fructosamine kinase-domain-containing protein. Lineage: Eukaryota; Fungi; Ascomycota; Sordariomycetes; Sordariales; Chaetomiaceae. The record is from RefSeq and is a predicted model, not a curated record. The transcript is spliced from 4 exons. Bases 289 to 1314 code for a protein of 341 amino acids.